ACCGGGGAAGUGAAAGACAGGAAGGAGGGGUUGGUGGCGGCUGCCGUCGGAGCUCUGCUGCAGAAGACGACGGUGGAGAGUAAAGGUCUGUAGUCUGUGCUCUAUAGCGUAUUGACGUGUGGGUUAUACUUAUAGAUACUGGAUUGUAAUUGUGUGUGGUCCUUGCUUGUCUAUUUUGAAUUCUGUAGGUACUUUUUGACUGUAAGUAGCGAUCAAUCGAAAAACAAAACCCUUUCUGUCUCCUUCUUCUUCUUCUUCUUCUUCUGGUUCUGGUAUCGACUAAGCUAGUGAUCAAUUUACCUCCUCGGCCACGUUUUGUGUCAAAGGUCAGUUCUUUCAUCUACCUUCUACCUCGCUAAACCUUAGAAGCUAGAUGGUUUUUCCCCGCUGCAGUUUUACUUGAACCCUUUUCCUCUUCUUUCAGAUACCCAAUCAAGCAUUCGAUGUUUACGCUUUGUUUUGGAACCAGCAGAUUUAAAUUAUGCAGUCUGAGGAUUGAGUUGUCUUAUUUGUCAAAAAUCCUAUUGAUUGCCCAGAUUUUGUGGUCUCUAGUCGGUUCAUGGUUACAACUUACAAGGGGGAUGGAUGAUAGGAGUUGCUAUAGAAUCAUUGCUUUCUGAACGGGUUCAAGCAUAAGGAUCCCAAUGAGUUCUAAGACAGUGUUCAUAAUCUAUAUAAACUGUGGGUGCUAUAUAAACUGUGGGUGCUUGAGUGCUUGAAGAUGAUUCUGUUCGGGUGGGUUGAUAUCUGUAGAGUGUUUGUUGCUCGACGGCUGACUUAUUGUUGUGGUCAGGGUGUCCUCAUUUAUGUUUGGUUAUCUACUAUCUGUAGUUUGUUAAACUUGAACAAUGGUAAAAACUGCAGCUUCUGAUGAGAUGGGUAUAUUUAUGUUUAGUAUAGGAAAUGGAGUUCCUUGGGUCCAAUUCUGUUCAUUUUUGCAUAGGAUGGUUAUUGAUUCGCACUUUGCCAUGGCCCGCUUAGUUCGUCAAAAACUCAAAAUGCUGCAUAUCCGUAAGUGAUGCAAAUUUGCCGAAAUGUUAGGAUUGGCUACUUCGGGCUUUUGCUUUUCCAGUCUUUCUCUGAAUCUAUUGGCAACAAGUUGCAGCAACUUUCUUGGGCUUAAGAGUGUGCACCAAUCUCUCAGAUAGCUAGAUGGUUAGGAUGGGGGACAUUUGCAAUAGGCUUGUGGUGUGAUGAUAAAGGCUUGAUUGUAUUUCAAACUUGUGUUUAAGUAGGAAAACUAAAUUGGAUAAGGCCGUUAGUGUCUAUGACGAAUCCUCUUGAGUGAUUGAUUGAGUGAAUGAAUUGGUUAUGUCUUUAUUAUUGAAACAUGACAUUAUUAUUUAACAACCACCAUGUUUGCUUUCAGAAGUGAAAAAAGAAAGGAAACAGAAGGAAAUGAAUGGUUUCAAGGCCUUCAAAGCCCAAGUCCCAAUCGCAUGGAGUCCUCGGCUAUUCAUAACUCUGGUGAGAGGGAUUCCCGGGACCAGGAGACUCCAUAGGCGCACCCUGGAGGCAUUGAAUCUCACUAAGUGCAACCGAACUGUAACACGGGCCAAUUGUUCUUCCAUUAGAGGAAUGCUCAACCAGGUAAAGAGGCUGAUUGUGAUUGAGACCGAGGAAAUGUACAAUGCUCGUAAGCAGAAUCUCGCUAACCACAAAGCUGUUCGCCCUCCGGUGGUUGUCGGGCACUCCCCUUUAAUCGCUGCAAGUAGCUCUUCUUCAUAGACCCUUUUGUAUCACGUUCUUGCAAUGUUCUUUAGAUGUCAGCUCUAGUUGUGUUCGAGACGGCGUGGGUUGUUGCUUAGUCCUCUUCCAAAGUUGUACCAGCUAUGCGAAUGCCAUGUAACUUUUUUCGAAUUUCACAGACAAAAGAAAAAAGAUUGGCAGGCAGGGAAAAUAAUUGGUUCAACAUGGGAAUACAUCGCAAGAUCAUUG
Molecule: messenger RNA, 1938 nt
Organism: Linum trigynum
Lineage: Eukaryota; Viridiplantae; Streptophyta; Magnoliopsida; Malpighiales; Linaceae
Source: the annotation of a GenBank genome assembly